AUGCCAAUCACCGUUUGCGACAAGGUCGAAACCUACCAAGCAGCUCUCAUGAGCCUCUUCGCCGGCAAACCCGAAGACACAGAAACAGACUUGUCAAAGCUACUCCAUCCUUCUUUCACUCAACGCGAGGACACCACAACCCGCGACUUCGCCGGCUUCGUUGCACAUAUCAGCCACAUUCGCCAAGUCCUAAGCCCCGGUAGUGUUGACUUGAAAGUUACACAACUCUUGCGUGAUGGAAAUCAGUUGGCUGAAAGGCACACCACCACGAUGAAGAUGCCCGACGGAACCGUCCGCAAGUCGGAGACUUUUCAAUUUGGUGAACUUGCGGCGGAUGGGCGUAUUGCUUCGAUUGUUGAGACCGUCAAAUCAAACUAA
Messenger RNA from Talaromyces amestolkiae, 378 nucleotides. RefSeq lists its product as uncharacterized. The transcript has a single exon. The coding region runs from base 1 to 378 and encodes 125 amino acids. Lineage: Eukaryota; Fungi; Ascomycota; Eurotiomycetes; Eurotiales; Trichocomaceae. The record is from RefSeq and is a predicted model, not a curated record.